This is a messenger RNA of Schizophyllum commune H4-8, 1239 nucleotides long. RefSeq lists its product as uncharacterized. The record is from RefSeq and is a predicted model, not a curated record. Bases 1 to 1239 code for a protein of 412 amino acids. The transcript has 3 exons. Lineage: Eukaryota; Fungi; Basidiomycota; Agaricomycetes; Agaricales; Schizophyllaceae.
AUGCACGACUUUCGCGACGACAACGCGGACGGACACUGUCACCACGUCCACUCCGGUCGUGUCGACAUCCAUCUCGGUGACAACGGGCGAGAGCUCGACUUCCGUGUACGAGACGACGACUUGUCAGGGGGAUGCGUGCUCGGUUUUGACGCAGACUACUGGGCCGAGUCUACUACGACUGCACUCUUCACCACCUACGAAGAGCUCACCUCGACCUCCUUCGAGACCCUAUACGGUAGCAGCUGCACCGAAUCCGACACCUCGACCACGUCCACAACCUCUGAUACAUCUACCACCUCUACUUCCUCCACCACCUCUACUUCCACAUUUUCUACCUUUACCUUCACCUCCACCUUCAUCACCUCCUCUAUCGUCACUCGCACAUCUAGCCGCGUCACUUCUUCCGGUGGAGCCAUCGUCACCGUCCCAGUCACCCUCACCUCCGUCGAAAGCAGCACAGCGACUGCUAUUUCUGCCGCCGCGGACCCCGAGAAGUCGAGCAAUGCGGCGGUCAUCGGCGGCGCGGUAGGCGGAGGGCUCGGUGCGAUCUUGCUCUUGCUAUUCUUGAUCUUCUACAUAAGGCGAAGGCGUCGCCGCCAUCUGUGGGACGACGUCUUCAACGAAGACGAUCUGAGCAAGUCACCGCAGCAGCUAUUCAAGACGCCAGUCGGGCCAGGCGAUGGCGCGCAUCUGCCCGUCGUCGCAGCGGACGACGAGCCGAAGUGGGUGGGCGGCGCCCCUGUGCGGUCGCCGACGAUGCCACGGGGUUCCGUGUCCUACCCCUCCCAGGCUCCCACCUCGCAUCCCGCGCAGCCCUUGUCACCGUCCGCGACGUCGUACACAUCUGCGUCGACCUCGCAGCCGACCUCGCCGAUGUCGUUCCCGUCGCCGUCCAUGUCUCCGCCUGCGACUUCGUACAACGAGAAGAGCAAGUCGCCCCCGCUGCCGCCAAGAUCCCCGCUUAGGUCGCCGCGUGCCAGUGGUAUCGACUACAAUUCGGCGGGUCCCUCGUACAACCAGGCUGGACCCCCGCAUACUCAAGCUGGUCCUUCUUCGCCGCCUGCACCACAAGCUGGUCCUUCUCAGGCUGCCAGUGAUCCGUCAGCGCUCACUUCCCGGGCCCAGGAGGAAACAGUUGAGUACUCUCGCGACCGCAAGACGCCUUUGGUCCAUCUCGACGGCUCGCGCUUCCAGGAUCAGGAGCCGGGCGACCAGCCGCCGCCAGCGUACGAGCAGUGA